ACGUGGGGGCAGAGAGAGGAGUGAGGGGUUUGGCUCUGUGUGUGUGUGUGUGUGUGUGUUUAAUAUUUGUGUCUACAUUAGCUUGCCGGUAGGAAGAUUCUAUCGGGCACAAAGUGCAGGACUGUGUGUGUGUGUGUGAACGAACAUGAUUAAUAGGCCAGUGCAGGAAGGAAGAGCACAUGUGAACAGCGAAAAGCUGAAGAAGUGAGGGAGGAGUGGCAGAAAGGAGGGAGGAGAGGAGAGAAGGAGCGAGCGAGUUCUGUCCGGGUCUGAUCCCUGUGAAGCACUGGAGCGUUCGGAAACAUUCCCAUACUGCAGCGCUGUCAUCUCUGGAUAAACCAUCUGUUUCGGCUCAUGCUGCAAACACAGAACUGAAUCUGUGCGAGUGGAUCACAUGUGUUUUACGGAUGACUGAAUGGAGACUAGUUGCAUGUGCGGAUUGGCAGGCGGAGGAGACCACGUUAUGCUGUUUGGAAAGAGCAAACUGGAGUGACACUGGAAUGUCUCAGGAAUAAUCCAGUUGCAGCUAUGCAACACUUUUUCAGUCGCUCAUUCAUGCAUUACACUCUUACAGUCGCUCACGUGGACCUGCAGUAGAGAUAUAUUUAAUCUGCACGUUUAUGGAAAAGCUGGAAUUCUAUAUGAUUUGCCUGUAUGGAUUGGACAUCAUAUGUGCAACAGGAUAAGCUAUAAAUAAAACUAUCUGAGGUCGCUGAAUGGAUUCAUCUAGUCUGCUUGUCUUCUUCAGGACAAUCAUUUCAUUGCUUUUCAAAGAAGAUUGAUUCUCUAAGGAAUCCUAACUGAAGUUACACAUGUGGCUUAAUUGGAUAGGUUAAGAUGGUAAUUUCCAGGUGUGCGCUUUAUCAAACGGUUUGGUCAAUUUAGUAAGAUCCUAAAAUGAUGUGUGGCAGAAUGGAAUCGUGAUAUUCUCAUGAUGCUGUGUGGUUUGAGGAGAGAGAGUCGCAACAACAGUGAAGAUGUCCCAUACACAAAGGGAAGCAAAGAUGCUGCAAGUGACAGCAGCGGCCUCAACAAGAGGAGCAGCAUAGCUGAUGAGCAGAGAGGUGUGACGACGGUGGAACUGAUUAAAAAAGAGGGCACCAGUCUCGGCCUCACGAUCUCCGGAGGUUGUGACAAGGACGGCAAGCCAAGAGUGUCAAACCUGAGACCAGGAGGUCUCGCGAUCCGGAGUGACCAGCUCAAUGUGGGGGACUACAUAAAAUCAGUGAACGGGAUAAACUUGUCCAAACUCAGACAUGAUGAGAUCAUCAGCAUGCUGAAGAACAUCGGUGAGCGUGUGGUGCUGGAGGUGGAGUACGAGCUGCCGCCAUUCGCUCCCAGCAAUCCCUGCAGCGUCAUCUCUAAAACUAUCGAAGUGUGCUUGGAAAAAGAAGGGAACAGCUUUGGCUUCGUUCUGAGAGGGGGCUUUCAUGAGGACUGGCAUAAGGCUCGACCUCUAGUAGUGACCUACGUCAGGCCCGGCGGACCCGCAGACAGAAUGUCUGAAUCAUCGAGACGCUUUUGCCUGUGUGUGUGUGUCACAUCAGUGCCGUCUGCAUGCAUUCGAGAGGGAACCCUGCGAGCGGGCGACCGUGUGUUGAGCGUGAACGGUGUUGCUGUGAACAGACAGAAACAUGCUGACGCUCUGACCCUGAUCAUGCAGAGCAGCCAGGAGGCUUUCUUCCUCAUCGAGUACGACAUCGUGGUCAUGGAUUCAGUCCAGAAAUCGUCUGGGCCGCUGCAGGUGGACAUCGCUCGCUCCGCAGGUUCAGUACUGGGACUCAGUCUCACCACCUCUCUCUACAGGAACAAACAGGUCAUUACAAUCCAGAAAAUCAAGCCUGCUAGUGUUGCAGACAGAUGUGGUGCUUUGCAUGUGGGAGAUAUUCUCUUGGCCAUAGAUGGCAUGAGCACAGAGCACUGCUCUCUGAUGGAGGCUCAGCAGCUCCUGUCCAGCUCCUCAGAGCUCACCAAUCUAGAGAUCCUGCCCUCUCAACACUGCUCACAUGACACAGUACGUGUCCAGAGGAGUAGUCAGCGUCAGUGGGACUCUAGUGAGAACUACACCUGCGCUCCUCCACCUUUCCAAAAAACACCCUCGGCCUGGAGUCACACCACCCCUACACCCUCACACCGAUCUGUGACGUCUGGCAUCUCUGCAAACACAUCAGGCUUUCACAGUUACAACUGUGGCACCCAGUCGGCGUACCCCAACACCUAUCCCAGCAGCACCCUGCCCUCCUACCCGUCCAGCCCUCGCUGCACCGUCACCAAGAGGAGACAAAGAAGAAGAGACCACAAGAGCUCCUUGUCUCUGGCCUCGAGUACGGUGGGCGCCGGAGGUCAGGUGGUGCAUAUUGAGACCAGUGAGGUGGUUCUGAGGGGCGAUCAUCUUACUGGAUUCGGCCUGCAGUUACAGGGGGGAGUGUUUGCUACUGAACCGCUGUCAGCGCCUGCCUGUGUUCGCUUUAUAGAGCCUGACACACCUGCUGAAAGGUGUGGGGUGUUACAAGUUGGAGACAGAAUUCUUUCUAUUAAUGGAAUUCCCACUGAGGACGGAACACUGGAAGAGGCCAAUCAGCUGCUCCGAGAUGCAGCGCUGGCCAAUAAGGUCACACUGGAGGUGGAGUUUGAUGUAGCAGAAUCAGUCAUCCCCAGCAGUGGCACAUUUCAGGUUAAAUUGCCCAAGAGACGUGGAGUGGAGCUCGGCAUUACAAUCAGUGCAAGCAAGAAGCCAGGAAAACCUUUGAUCAUCUCUGAGAUACAGAGAGGUAGUAUUGCACACAGAAUAGGAACCCUGGAGCCAGGUGAUCGUCUGCUGGCCAUUGAUAAUGUUCGGCUGGAUAACUGUGGGAUGGAAGAGGCCAUGAUGGUCCUCCAGCAGGCCGAGGGGAUGGUCAAACUGCGGAUUCAGAAAGACGAAGACAACCUGGAUGAAUUAGAGUCGUCUGGUUCGGUCAUAUUCACAGUAGAGCUCAAGAGACAUGGAGGUCCUCUUGGAAUCACCAUUUCAGGCACUGAAGAGCCCUUCAAUCCCAUCCUGAUCUCCAGCCUGACCCGCAACGGCCUUGCGCACAGGACUGGUGCUCUUCAUAUUGGUGACCGUGUUUUGGCCAUCAAUAACAUGAGUCUCAAGGGAAAACCUCUGAGCGAGGCCAUCCACCUUCUGCAGACCGCCGGAGACACGGUUACACUCAAGAUCAAAAAGCGAUCCGAACCACUUUUGGAGUCGGACAGGGGCAGCCCAUCCAGGACGGCUUCAUGCAUGAGCGACAUGGAAGACGAUCGCUCUGAUUCUCUCAGGAGAGGGAAAUACUCUGAACUUCAUCGCCUGACCACACCGCCCAGUCUGGAUUCAGCCAUGGACUCAUGGGAUAGUUCGGCCCUAGAUGCUGGCUAUGGAAGUCAAGGUGUCUAUAUUCAUAGGGCAUCUGAUUUCACUCUGCAUCCCAAUGACUGGAGACAGACCAAUCACAGAAGCCCGCUGAACUCCAGAAGACAUGCCCACCGUCCUGCAAUGUAUGAUGGGAGGCUGGGCGAGGAGGACUGGACAUACUCUGGAUCUGUCAGUCCCGCACGCUGUCACAACCACAACAAUUCAGACGCUCAGGAGAACUAUUGGUCACAAGCUCUUCAGGACCUGGAGACCUGCGGCCAAUCGGAAAUCCUGCGGGAACUUGAGGCUACCAUAAUGUCAGGCAGCACGCUGAGUUUAGGAGAAGACAGCGAGAAGCAGAAUGAAAGCCGGACCAAAGCUCUCGCACUGAGCCCAGAGAUGACCUCAGAGAACUCAGCUAUACCGGAGGACAUGAAGGACACCAGCCCAUUCAUGCCAUUAGAGCUUCAUAAAAUCUGUAUACAGAAGGAUGUUGACAGCAGGGAUUUUGGGUUCAGCGUGUCUGACGGUCUGCUGGAAAAGGGUGUCUACGUGAACAUGAUCCGUCCGGAUGGGCCUGCGGACCAAGCUGGGUUACGCCCAUAUGACCGUAUUCUACAGGUCAAUCAUGCACGAACGCGUGAUUUUGACUGUUGUCUUGCUGUGCCGUUGAUCACAGAGGCCGGAGAGCAUCUGCAGCUGGUCAUUAGCAGAAACCCUCUUUCUCAGGCACACGUUUGGCCACCUAAAAACUGUCAGGACUCUGGACUGUCUGUGGUUUCUGCACCAAAUCCAAGAAGAGUUGACCUCUGAUUCCCAAAAAUGAGCAACACAGAGCACAGUUUCAGUUGUUUCACACACAUGGUUCUCUCUCUCAACUGCACAAUGAACACAUUAGCACUAUUUUUGUUAAUUAUCAUUUUCAAACUUUUUUUUGUCAAGUUAGGACCCACUACUGUUUUUUUCAUGUUUUUUCAAAUGAUACCGCACCAAACAAGCCACAUCUUCAAAGUUUAUUUGACCACUCACACAGGCACGUGAGUUUUAUUUGUACACUUUUAGUUACACAAAACAUGUCAAGUUCAUCUUCAUACAUGCCACUUUUGUUUCUAAUAUAAAUAAAUGACACUCAUUUAGAUUCUGCUGUCAACAAUAACGCUUUGAUGCUGAUGCAGAUCUGCAGGUUUUUACAAAGCACAAAGACAAAACUUCAAGCCAUCUUUUGUCUGUUCAGGCAGUGAAAAUCUUUCUCUGAGAUCAAAACCGUGACAGUUUGACAAUCGAUAUUUUUGAAAUUUUCUGAUGAAAAGGUAAUUUUUUUUGUCUUGAUGUGAAUGUUUCAGGUGCAUGUGAUGCAGUUCGGUGAUGUCAUUUGUGUACCAUAAGGAAUUUUAUGAGGAUUUUAUGGCUUUACGUCCUGAUGCACACCAGGAAUAAAUUCAGAUUUUAAGUGAAGUCCUUCAAAGGAGCUUGUUUUAAGUGUAACUUUUAAACGCAGAUCCUUCUCUGUAUAUCCUCUAUUCUGUGUAUAAACCCCUUUUCCUGGAUGUUAAAUAUGUAGAAUGCGAUGAAUAAGGUGUACAUUUAAUAUUCUUGGGUUAGAAAUGAUUAUUUCCUUUUUUAAAGAAAAUAAAGGAUAAAAACCAGAGUGAAUGUAA
Messenger RNA from Onychostoma macrolepis, 5034 nucleotides. It is a transcript of the gene grip2a, whose product is annotated as glutamate receptor interacting protein 2a. The transcript has 25 exons. Gene Ontology annotation, molecular function: protein binding. Lineage: Eukaryota; Metazoa; Chordata; Actinopteri; Cypriniformes; Cyprinidae. The record is from RefSeq and is a predicted model, not a curated record. The coding region runs from base 932 to 4189 and encodes 1085 amino acids. Gene Ontology annotation, biological process: neurotransmitter receptor transport, endosome to postsynaptic membrane.